This is a messenger RNA of Hemicordylus capensis (graceful crag lizard), 1325 nucleotides long. Its product is annotated as G-protein coupled receptor 35-like. Gene Ontology annotation, biological process: phospholipase C-activating G protein-coupled receptor signaling pathway; positive regulation of Rho protein signal transduction. Bases 1 to 978 code for a protein of 325 amino acids. The record is from RefSeq and is a predicted model, not a curated record. The transcript has a single exon. Gene Ontology annotation, cellular component: membrane. NCBI's taxonomy places the organism in Eukaryota, Metazoa, Chordata, Lepidosauria, Squamata, Cordylidae. Gene Ontology annotation, molecular function: G protein-coupled receptor activity.
AUGGUGAACUGCAGUGAAGGUCUUGAGAUGGAUGACACCAUAAUCCUUUUUGAAUUCAUUCUUUACAGCCUAGUCACAGUUUUUGGAGGCCUGUUCAACACACUUGCCUUGUGGGUGUUCUUCUUCAGACUGGGCAAAUGGACUGAGUCCAGAGUUUACAUGAUCUGCUUAGCCAUGGCAGACUACACCGUGGUCUUUACCUUACCAUUCAUAGUGUACUUUCAUUAUCACCACUGGAUUACAGAUGCCUUUUGUUUAGUCAUAUUUACAAUCUAUUGCCUCAACAUGCCAAUGAGCAUGUGUACUAUCACCAUCAUAGCCCUGGACCGGUACAUUGCAAUCAAGCAUCCUCUGAAAGCCAAAGUGCUAAGAUCUCCACGGAAGGCAGCCAUUGUCUGUGUGUUUCUUUGGCUCUGCUGUUUUCUUUCUGCAAUCAGACAUGUAUUUAUACAUUCAGAAGAAGAAAAAGAAAAGUAUUGUUUUUCCCCAGCUUCUAUAAGUUUGCAUGAUGUCUUGAUCCAAAAUCUCAUUCUUUUUUUCAUACCCCUGUUAAUGGUGACAUUCUGCUCCACACAAGUCAUCAGAUGCCUCAAGAGGAAGGAGAAUGCUGGUCCACAGGAAGAAAAGUCAACUCAGAAAGCAAUCCAUGUGGUCUCAGUCAACAUGGGCACAUUCAUCAUGUGUUUUGUGCCUUUCAAUGUCAUCCUGCUGGCUGGAUAUGCAGUGCAAACAGCUGGAGCUGAAUGCUGGGUAUUCGAAGCCAUUGGCAAGGCCGUACAUAUAUCUGCAAGCAUAGCAAAUCUAAAUUGCUGCUUGGAUGCCAUUUGCUAUUACUUAGUUGCCAAGGAAUUCCAGGAAGCUGCAUCUCUCUUACCUCCUUUUCAGUUGAUGCAACCUAGAUCCACCUUAACACAAGAUUCACAUCUUCAAUCUAGGUCCAACUUAACUCGAGAUGCACUGCUUCAAAGCACAGCAUAAUUCCAGAAGUUUAAAUUGUGCACAUUCUCAUCUUCAGAGCACCAUGUCCAAUCAAACCCCAUCAAAUGAAGCCCAACAGAAAGAUCAUAACCAACCCCUGCUAACAGAGCAAAGAGGCACCUUUGUGGUGAUUCUCUUUAUUUAGCACAGCAUCCCUCCAAUGGCUGCUGCUGAUGUCUAUCUUCUAUUUCUUUUUUAGAUUGUGAAUCCUUUGGGGACAGGGAGACAUUUUAUUUAUUUACUUAUAUCCAUAUAAACCACGUUGGGAACUUUUGUGGAAAAGCAGUAUGGAAAUAUUGGUCUUAUUCAUAUUUGUGUUCCUGUUAUUAAUUAAAAGGGUAACUUUA